AUGAGUUCCAUUGCAUCCGGCAACUUUCCCGUCUACCUUGGAGUCUGGAUCAAUUGGUCCAAAGGCCCUGUUUUCGGCUCGACUCUCACAUUGACACGAGCGAAAGGCGACUUGCUUAUUGCCUUCAUCGCAUUUUUUGUAACGUUUAUUGGCACACGCCUGUGGCGCAUAUUGUGUUUGAUUUUUCAUACCACUGGAUCGAAGCCAUCGGCACAAGAGGGUUUCUACCACCAGCGCCAGGCUAUUCUGCGCAACACCGCAAACGCCGACUCAGGACUUUACCGCCUGAUUCAAAUUCUUUACGCGUGGCGUAACACAUCCAAAGCUGUUUGGCCUAGCCUCCUGCCUUCGACGAUCACGGCUGCACUCGUCACUGCGGGCUUCAUCGUCGCCAGCGGCUUCUCUUCGCAAAUCAGCAGCGCGACCGGCGAUGAGGUGCUGCUGACCGGCUCCGGCUGCGGGAUUAUGGAAAAUGCAGACAACGACUUAAGUUCCGCUGCCUCUCUUUGGACACCUUACGAGUCGCGACAAUGGACCAAUGCGGCCAACUACGCCAAUGAAUGCUACGAAGAGAAUAGCGCCACGGGUUUUGUGGACUGCAGCACAUUCAUCUCAGCUAAGUUGCCAUUUAGCAUGCAGACCAAUGCGUCCUGUCCUUUCGACGAAGAACUCUGUGUGACAUCAUACGGCAAUGUACUCCUCGAUACGGGGCUAUUAGAUUCGCACGACCACUUUGGGAUAAAUGCACCAAAGAGCCAGAGAAUCAAGUGGCGCAAAACGAUGCAUUGUGCACCACUGGUCACCGAGGGCUACAAGGAGACUAGUAAUUCCUCUAUGUCGCUACAAUCACCCAAGCCAGUCUCGAAGUACUACUACGGCAGACGGCUAGAUCUCGACAGGAACUUCACCUAUAGGUACGGAAGCAACCCGCAAGAUCAUCCAUACGACUUCAACAUGGCACCGCCAUCGUACACUAUUGCUAAGGCUUUUGUUUCCCCGAGAAACGGCUCUCUUAGCGGCUGGGACAGCACACUUGAACCUAUUCCUGGACUCUGGCGUGCAGACGGGGACCUAUCCGUUAAUUUCCUGUCAGCCAACGGUAUAAUAAACCUCUACAAGAUCGAUGAUCCGUGGUUCAAAGCAACGACUCCCGGUAUUCAUGUUAACAUACUAGGAUCCCACCGCAACGACAACGGUUCCUCCUUGACCACCUAUGUCCAAGACGAAGCCGCCUCGCCCAUGGCCUGUCUCGAAAGGCAGCAACUCUGCUUCACUCCACCGGGACAAAGCACGCAGAUAUGCACCGACCUCGGGCCUACCAAUGACUUGGUGCUCGGCAUCUUGGCUAAGCUGUCUCGCGGAUCAUUCCAGGAGCGGGUCGGAUGGUUCUACGCUGUAUUAACGACACCAUGGAACAUAAUAGCCACAAUGAGGAGUGAACUUCAAGGCAGCCAGCUGCUGGCGCGAUACCAUCGGGCCUUGAACGGACAGGGCGCUUUGCCGAGUAACCAGUGGCAGCUGGAGAUGCAGUAUUGGUUCGCAUCAAUUUUAGCAUCCGUACAGCAGGCGUUUGUCCGUGCCGCUACCGGUUCGCCUAGCCGUGACUUGGACCAGUAUUUGCACCCACCGAAAAGCCCGGAGGGUAGAGAGAUGUGCAAAAACCAGAAAAUCAGAAGCAAAGCGUACGCUUCAUUCAACAUGUUCGGACUAAUCUUCGUUGUCACUUUCGGCGCCGUCAUCACGCUCAUCUCGUACAGUAUAGAGCCCAUCAUGGAGUGUCUGUAUCGCCGCUCAAAACACCGAGACGGCUAUGCAUAUCUAGAAUGGGUCAGCAACUCGACACUUCAGACGCAGAGAAUGGCGCACCAGAGCGUCGGAGCAGGAACUUGGUCGAAAGCCACCGACAUGGUGCCUCUUACUGAGGCUGGAAAUAAGCUCGCGACUCUGGAUUUGCAGGAUCCAGAGCAGCCGGUUCUGCGACGAUCAAACGGGACUUUCGCGUCGGCUUUGGAGAUGGAGGAAGGCAGUUCCAUCUGCAGCGAGCAGUCGUCUACAGCGGCGGCCUCGGAGCAGCAGUCGGUAAAGAGUAGUGUGGAUGCUGCGACGCAGGUUGCCAUUGAAGAAGUACAACCGGCCACUAAGGAAGAGCCGCAAAUUUCCGAAGAAGUAUCCCCAGUCGCGGAAGAAGUACCGAUAAGAACACACUCUCCUACGGUUGGAUAACCGGGACGAACGGAAAAGUAGAUGGAUUUGUUCUAGUGAUAUGAAAAUAGCACCAAGUACUAAAAUAUUAUCAAUAUGCUAUUUGAUUCCUACGAGUAAAUAUAAUAAUCGGACUUACUUAAAGAGUAAUUAAAUAAUAGG
This is a messenger RNA of Aplosporella prunicola CBS 121167, 2364 nucleotides long. RefSeq lists its product as uncharacterized. The record is from RefSeq and is a predicted model, not a curated record. Bases 1 to 2223 code for a protein of 740 amino acids. NCBI's taxonomy places the organism in Eukaryota, Fungi, Ascomycota, Dothideomycetes, Botryosphaeriales, Aplosporellaceae. The transcript has 3 exons.